AGAGGCUCUCUUUGGCGCGGGUUCCGCCGGGUGGCCGUGGCCUCGUCAUCCUGGUUUGUCUCUGGACGUGACCUUGAGCUCCCAACUUCCCAGCUUGCCUUGGGUACCCCAUGGCAAUGUCCUCUCCCCCAGCACCACCGGCUAAAAAGCGGAAGAUGAACUUCUCUGAGCGGGAGGUGGAGAUCAUUGUGGAGGAACUAGAGCGGAGCAAGCACCUGCUCAUCAACCACUUCAACGCGGGCGUGUCACUGGCUGCCAAGGCGACUGCCUGGCACAACAUCCUACGGCGCGUGAAUGCCGUGGCCACCUGCCGCCGGGAGCUGCACGAGGUCAAGAAGAAGUGGUCAGACCUCAAGACGGAGGUGCGCCGCAAGGUGGCCCAAGUCCGAGCUGCGGUGGAAGGAGGUGGCGAUGGGCACGAUGGAACUGGUGAGGGCCAGGAUACGGAGGAGCCGACUGGCGCAACUGCUGCUCCGGUUAUCCUCACCCCCAUGCAGCAACGAAUUUGUAACCUGCUGGGAGAAGCCACCAUUAUAAGCCUGCCUGCUGGAGACUGCACUGCUGCAGAUGGGUCUGAAAUUCCAAUCACGGCCGCAGCCACUACUGUCACUCUUACCCAGAUUCCAGCAGAGACAACCUACCACAGUCUGGAGGACGGCGUUGUGGAGUACUGCACGUCAGAGACCCCCACCACGGUCACUGCCGAAUCGCCCUUGGAGAUGAUGACCCAGCAAGCCGAGGUCUCCAUGAAGCCUCAGGAGCUGAAGAGCAGAAUUGCCCUCAACUCAGCAAAGCUCCUGCAGGAGCAGCGGGUGACCAACCUGCACGUGAAGGAGAUCGCCCAGCAUCUGGAGCAGCAGAAUGACCUGCUGCAGAUGAUCCGCCGCUCUCAAGAAGUGCAGGCAUGCGCACAGGAGCGCCAGGCCCAGGCCAUGGAAGGGACACAGGCUGCUCUGAGCGCCCUCAUCCAGAUCCUUCGCCCCAUGAUUAAGGACUUCCGUCGCUUCCUGCAGAGCAACACCCCUGCUCCUUCCAUGGCUGUAGACCCCAGCCAGGCAGCCCAAAACGGACAGCAGGACGGUAUCAUCCAGUGAAGGCGAACGUUACCAG
Messenger RNA from Euleptes europaea (tarantolino), 1110 nucleotides. RefSeq names its product nuclear apoptosis inducing factor 1 (gene NAIF1). The record is from RefSeq and is a predicted model, not a curated record. Gene Ontology annotation, cellular component: nucleus. The coding region runs from base 111 to 1094 and encodes 327 amino acids. The transcript is spliced from 3 exons. Lineage: Eukaryota; Metazoa; Chordata; Lepidosauria; Squamata; Sphaerodactylidae.